Setaria italica (foxtail millet) is the source of this 694-nucleotide messenger RNA. RefSeq names its product histone H3.2. The record is from RefSeq and is a predicted model, not a curated record. The transcript has a single exon. Gene Ontology annotation, cellular component: nucleosome. Gene Ontology annotation, molecular function: protein heterodimerization activity; structural constituent of chromatin; DNA binding. Bases 89 to 499 code for a protein of 136 amino acids. NCBI's taxonomy places the organism in Eukaryota, Viridiplantae, Streptophyta, Magnoliopsida, Poales, Poaceae.
CCCUCCGCACUCUCUCCUCACUCCAAUUCCCCAAUUGCCAAAUCCUCCUGCAACCUCGCGCCCUCCACUUCCCAACCCUCCCGCUCCGAUGGCCCGCACGAAGCAGACGGCGAGGAAGUCCACCGGCGGCAAGGCGCCCCGCAAGCAGCUGGCGACCAAGGCGGCCCGCAAGUCGGCCCCGGCGACCGGCGGAGUGAAGAAGCCCCACCGCUUCCGCCCCGGCACCGUCGCGCUCCGUGAGAUCCGCAAGUACCAGAAGAGCACGGAGCUGCUGAUACGCAAGCUCCCCUUCCAGCGGCUGGUGCGGGAGAUUGCGCAGGACUUCAAGACCGAUCUCCGCUUCCAGAGCUCCGCCGUCGCCGCGCUGCAGGAGGCCGCCGAGGCGUACCUCGUCGGGCUCUUCGAGGACACCAACCUCUGCGCCAUACACGCCAAGCGCGUCACCAUCAUGCCCAAGGACAUCCAGCUCGCGCGCCGCAUCCGUGGCGAGAGGGCCUAGAGGGCGUGGUUCGCCGUCUUUUGUGGUGCCUGCCUGAUCGGGGGAAGUGUAGAGAUGUGUUCCUAAGUCACUUAGCCUGUGUUAUGUCGUUGUGAGGUAGAAGUUUUAUUUCUCGUGAUGUGGUUCUGUCCUGGUGAUGUAGCGUCUGAUGUAACCUCUCAUUAUCAUCAGCAAUGGAAACUUAAUUAUCUGAUA